Molecule: messenger RNA, 6863 nt
Organism: Syngnathoides biaculeatus (alligator pipefish)
Lineage: Eukaryota; Metazoa; Chordata; Actinopteri; Syngnathiformes; Syngnathidae
Gene: slc4a2b
Product: solute carrier family 4 member 2b
Exons: 24
Coding region: 244-3879 (1211 amino acids)
Biological process (GO): monoatomic anion transport; transmembrane transport; regulation of intracellular pH
Cellular component (GO): apical plasma membrane; basolateral plasma membrane; plasma membrane
Molecular function (GO): monoatomic anion transmembrane transporter activity; solute:inorganic anion antiporter activity
Source: RefSeq, a predicted model, not a curated record
CGUUGCCUGACACCGGUUGAGAGCAAGUCAUCCAGUCGGGCAAGCGGUCGAGAGUUGAGAGAAGCGCGUCUUCCCUCCUCCCGCCCGCAGAGUUCACAGUUGCACUCCUGCCAUGUUUGCGCUGGCUUCUCUGCAGUAAGCAAAGCAAGGUUAUGCUGCCCAAAAGUUGCCUGAGUCCCAGCGAGAAAGAGAAGGGCUAACCGCGCCGCCACCGAUCCCGAGCAGCUUUUCCCAGCAGGAGCCAUGAGCGACCCCGGCGCUCCCAAGCAGGUCGGCGACGGCCCCGAGGCGACGUCCCCGCACGGGCCGGCGCAUCCGGACGAGGACGACGACUGCGACCUGAACAAGGCGCUGGGAGUCCAGCGCUUCCAGCACAUCCUCAGGCCGUCCGGUUCCGUGCCCGAUGAGCAGCACCACAACUACCAUGAAGAAGACAUUGAAUACCACCGCCACUCGUCCCACCACAUCCACCGGCCUUUGUCCAAGUUGCCCCAGGACGGGCGGCGCAAGAAGAGCAACAAGAAGCGGCGCAGGGACAAGGACCACAAGGGCGGCCACGCCCCCGGCCCCCUCGACGACGGGGAGGAUGAGGAGGACGAGGAGGAGGAAAGCCAGGAGACCCCCGCCUCCGAGCCGGUGACUGUUAAGGACGUAGAGUUCUUCCUGUCCGAUGACGACCACGUGGGCGUCCCCACCCGGGACCUGGACGUGGUCCCGCACUCGGCCGCGGGAGUCGACGCCGGCGACGGCACGUCCACCGACAAGCCGGAGCCGUCCGACGUCCCCGCCUCGCCGCAUCCGGACCACCCGCCGCUCGCCCGCCUGUCGUCCGCCGGCCGCAGCUACGACCUGCAGGAUCGGCGUCGCACCGGCAACAUGACGGGCGCCGAGCAAGCCAAGUACCAGCGCAUCCCCACCGACGAGAGCGAGGCCCAGACGCUCGUCUCCGCCGACCUGGACGGCAUCAAAAGCCAUCGCUUCGAAGAUGUCCCCGGCGUGCGCAGGCACCUGGUCCGAAAGAGCACCAAGGGCCAGGUGGUCCACACGGGCAAGGACCACAAGGAGUCCGCCACUCGCAGCCGCAAGCAGGACCGCACGCCGCACGAGGUCUUCGUGGAGCUGAACGAGCUGACCAUGGACAAGAACCAGGAAAUGCAGUGGAAGGAGACGGCCCGCUGGAUCAAGUUCGAGGAGGACGUGGAGGAGGAGACGGAGCGCUGGGGCAAGCCGCACGUGGCCUCGCUGUCCUUUCGCAGCCUGCUGGAGCUCCGCAAGACCAUCUCGCACGGUGCGGUGCUGCUGGACCUGGACCAGAAAACCCUGCCCGGCAUUGCCCACCAGGUGGUGGAGAAGAUGAUCAUUUCGGACCAGAUCAAAGCCGAGGACCGCGCCAACGUCCUGAGGGCGCUGCUGCUCAAACACAGCCACCCCAGCGACGACAAGGAGCACAGCAGCCCCUUCCCCAGGAACAUCUCGGCCGCCAGCCUGGGCAGCCUCAUGACCCACCACCACGCCGCCAACCACGCCCACCCGCCCGAGCCCUCCGUCACCGAACCGCUGAUGAGCGGCGCGCGCGCGGCCGGCGACUGCGACGCGCGCAUCGACGUGGAGAAGAACGACGUGCCGCAAAAGGAGCCCACCAUCGCGACGGGCAUGCAUCGCUCCAAAUCCAAGCACGAGCUCAAGCUCCUGGAGAAGAUUCCCGAAAACGCCGAGGCCACCGUCGUCCUCGUGGGCAGCGUGGACUUCCUGGAGCAGCCCACCAUGGCGUUUGUGCGGCUGCAGGAGGCCGUGGAGCUGGAGUCGGUGCUGGAGGUGCCCGUGCCGGUCCGCUUCCUCUUCGUCCUGCUGGGGCCCGCCACCACCAGCAUGGACUACCACCAGAUCGGACGCUCCAUCUCCACGCUCAUGUCCGACAAGCAAUUCCACGAGGCGGCCUACCUGGCGGACGACCGUCAGGACCUCCUGACCGCCAUCAACAGCUUCCUGGACUGCAGCAUCGUGCUGCCGCCGUCGGAGAUGGGCGGGGACGAACUGCUGCGCUCGGUGGCCCGAUUCCAGCGGGAGAUGAUGCGCAAGCGCGAGGAGGGGAAGCUGCUGGCCGACGAACCCAAGAGCCUGGAGGAAAAAGAAGCGCUCGUCGCGCCUCUGAAAAAGUCCGACGACGACCCCCUGGAGCGCACCGGGCGGCCCUUCGGCGGCCUGCUCCGCGACGUGAGGCGGCGCUACCCGAAGUACCUCAGCGACUUCAAGGACGCCCUCAACAGCCAGUGCAUGGCCGCCGUCAUCUUCAUCUACUUCGCCGCCCUCUCGCCGGCCAUCACGUUCGGGGGCCUGCUGAGUGAGAAGACGGAGGGGCUCAUCGGCGUGUCGGAGCUCAUCGUGUCCACCGCCGUGCAGGGCGUCGUCUUCUGCUUGCUGGGAGCGCAGCCUCUGCUGGUCGUGGGCUUCUCCGGACCGCUUUUGGUCUUCGAAGAAGCUUUUUACUCUUUCUGCAAGUCCAGCGACAUGGAGUACCUGACGGGACGCGUGUGGAUCGGCGUGUGGCUGGUGGUCAUCGCGCUGGUCACGGUGGCCUUCGAGGGCAGCUUCCUGGUGCGCUUCGUCUCGCGGUUCACGCAGGAGAUCUUCUCCUUCCUCAUCUCGCUCAUUUUCAUCUGCGAGACCUUCAUGAAGCUCGGACGGAUCUUCACGCAGCACCCUCUGACCCGCUGCCCCCCCGACCCGCUCCCGCCGUCGAACGACACGGCCGCCCGCAACGCCUCCGCCCUGGGCGUCACGGCGGCGCCCGUCAACGUCAGCGCCGCUCCCGGCGAGGCCGAGGCGGCCGCCCCGACCGGAGAACCCAACACGGCGCUGCUCUCGCUGGUCCUCAUGGCCGGAACCUUCUUCAUCGCUUUCUACCUGCGCAAGUUCAAGAACAGCGCAUUCUUCCCCGGGAGGCUACGCCGGAUUAUCGGCGAUUUCGGGGUGCCCAUCGCCAUCCUCAUCAUGGUGCUGGUGGACAACAGUUUGGAGGACACGUACACGCAAAAACUGAACGUCCCGAGCGGGUUCUCCGUGACCAAGCCCGACAAGCGCGGCUGGAUCAUCAGCCCGCUGGGAAGCGACGGCGACUUCCCCGUCUGGAUGAUGUUCGCGUGCUGCCUGCCCGCUCUGCUGGUCUUCAUCCUCAUCUUCAUGGAGACGCAGAUCACCACCCUGAUCGUGAGCAAAAAGGAGCGCAUGCUGGUGAAGGGCUCGGGCUUCCACCUGGACCUGCUCCUCAUCGUGGCGCUGGGCGGCGCCUCGGCGCUGUUCGGCAUGCCGUGGAUGGCGGCCGCCACCGUGCGCUCGGUGACGCACGUCAACGCGCUGACCGUCAUGAGCAAAGCCGUGGCCCCGGGAGACAAGCCCCGCAUCCAGGAGGUGAAGGAGCAGCGCGUCACGGGGCUCUUGGUGGCCCUCAUGGUCGGCAUGUCCAUCGUGAUCGGCGACCUCCUGCGCAAGAUCCCCCUGGCGGUGCUCUUCGGGAUCUUCCUCUACAUGGGCGUGAUGUCGCUCAACGGCAUCCAGCUGAGCGAGCGCAUGCUGCUGCUGCUCAUGCCGCCCAAGUACCACCCGGACCACAGCUACGUCCGCAAGGUCCGGACGCUGCGCAUGCACCUGUUCACCUGCAUCCAGAUGGUGUGCCUGGCCGUGCUGUGGGCCGUCAUGUCCACGCAGGCGUCGCUGGCCUUCCCCUUCGUGCUCAUCCUCACCGUCCCCGUCAAAAUGUUCCUGCUGCCGCGCAUCUUCACCUCCCGCGAGAUGCUCUGCCUGGACGCCGACGACGCCGAGCCGACGUUUGACGAGCGAGAGUGCCACGACGAGUACUCGGAGAUGCACAUGCCCGUGUGAUUCCCCCCCUGUAGCGCCACCCACUGGCUGGCCCCCCUCAACACACCCAGCGACGUCCUCACCUGCUGCCUGCAUGUCGUGUCAACAAGUGUUCACAGUAUAUUUUUAUUUUUAAAAAAUAGAACCAUUAUUAUUAUUAGAGAUUUCAGGGGAUUCCAAAUGAAACGCUUAACGUUCGAUGGACACGCAACAUGAUUCAAUACAACCCCCCCCCACCCCCCCACCCCCCCUGAAAGGUUCGCUCUGAUUCACAUUGAAUAUGUGAUGAAAAUACCGGAAAGCUUUCGCCGACUUCCCGCUGCCUUGCCAUCAAGUGCCUUACAUGAAGGAACUGCUAAAAAAAUGUGUACUUUGAGGACAUCCGGAUGCCUCGCUUUUCACUUUAUUCGACGCUAGUAGCACUUUUUUUUUUUUUUUUUUUUUAAUUUUUAAAUGAAGGACAUCGAAUCAAGUGUCUGUAACUCUGUGAUUUGUUUUUAAAUCUGCUAACGUUAUUUGUCGUAGGAACUGGCAUCGCAAGUGAUUUUUUUUUUUUUUUUUUUUUUUUUUGCGACUUUCCUCACUGUGCCGCGUUGUGUAGCGUUUUGCGACGCUUAUUUUACGUCGUCCCGUUGGCCACGUACAUAUCAAAACUGUCACGUGUGACAAAUGACAUGCACUGUUAGCGAUAAGGAAUGCAAAAUAUAUAUUUGUUCACUACUAUAAUUUAGCUUGACGGUUUAGUCCACUAUAUAGUUUCGCACUAGUUUGCUCGUCAAGCUAAAUAAUGUGCUACGGCCUGGCAUAUAAUCUAUUAUUAUCAUAGAUUAGCUAUCUUGACAACCUAACUACAUUAAAAUUAAGGGGGAAAACACGUAGUGCCAGAAAAUGGGCUUGAAUAAUACAUUAAUAUUGUAAAACAUUUAAAAAGCGUGAACUAGUAAACUUGUAAAGUAAUUCAUGAGACUAGUGGACGACCAACCUUUGCAGUCUGACUAGCAAGCUAGUGCUUAGCUCCUUAGCUACGUAAGAAGAUGCUGCUAAGUUUAUUCAUGCUAUUACACUUAUCUUGAAAUAACUAGCGAUAGUUACCAAGCUACAACUAACCCUAUCGAUAUUUUGUCUGAAACUAGUUACUUCACACACUAACAAACUCUGUUAUCAUACUAAUUAUCUUAUCUAUCCCAGCAUGCGAGUUAGCUUGUCGAUCCCUCCGUUUUGACACCACUUCAAUUCAUCGCGGCAGAUACAUUUUCCACAUUAGCUGAUCCUAGCUGACUAUUUUGCUUCUCAGACUUGGUGAUCUAUCACUAGUUAGCUUGUGAAACUAGCUAGUUUGUCUAUUUUAGUCGUCGUCAGGCUAUCUCGUCCAUCUGUAAUUGCUACCUCAUCACGCUUUUCAACUUUCAAGCUUGGUGAUCUAUCUACAAAGCUUGGUAGUUAGUCACGUUGACUGCUCCACUAGCUACCUUGUCUAUGUCUUAGCUCGCUAGUUAGCUUGUCAGGCUAGCUGUUGUCCCCAUUAAAAAUGUCAAAAUAACCACACGAGGGAGACAAAAACAAGCAUUCGCUCAGCUGUUUUAAUGACACUGCAUACAUCAAUUCUGUAUUUUUCAUCGCUAACCUAAAACGUGUUUUAUUGGAGCACACAUUGGAAUUAUUGAUGAUAUUAAAUGUUAAGGGAUUAGUGAUCACAAAAACCGUGAACUAGUAAAGUUGGCAAACUUAAUUCACAACCUACUAGUUGACUACCAACCUUUGCAGUCAGACUAGCAAGCUAGUACUUAGCUCCUUAGCUACCAAAGAAGAUACUGCUAAGUUUAUUGAUGCUAUGACAAUUAUCUUAAAUUAACUAGCAACAGCUACCAAGCUACACUAAGCCUAUCGAAGCUAUUGUCUUAGACGAGUGACUUCACACACUAACAAGCUCUACCUUAUCAUGCUAGUUAUCUAUUCCAGCAUUUAAGUUAGCUUUUCGAUUCCCUCCAUUUCGAUACCACUUCAAUUCACCACGGCAGAUCCAGUUUCCACAUUAGCUAGUCCUAUUUUGCUUGUCAGACGAAUCAGACUCACUAGUUAGCUUGUGAAGCUAGCUAGUUUGUCAAUUUUAGCUUGCUGGUUAGCUCGUCAGGCUAUCUCGUCCAUUUGUAAUUGCUACCUCAUUACGCUUUUUAACUUAUCCAAUCAUGUAUUUGUCUAGUUAGCGCAUCAAGCUCCCUUCUCCAAACUUGUUAAUUUGAUAGUUAGCUUGUCAAGCUAGGUGAUCUAUCUACAAAGCUCGGUAGUUAGUCACGUUAACUGCUCACAAGCGACCUUGUCUUGGUCUUAGCUCGCUAGUUAGCUUGCCAGGCUAGCCGUAGUUGACUCCCCAUUAAAAAAAAUGUCAAAAUAACCACACGAGGGAGACAAAAACAAGUAUUUGUUCGGCUGUUUUAAUGACGCUACAUCCAUCAAUUCUGUAUUUUUCAUCGGUAAUCUAAAACGUGUUUUAUUGGAGCACACAUUGGAAUUAUUGGUGAUGUUAAACAUUAAUGGGUUAGUUGUCACUUUUUUGUGGGGAAGUGACAAUGGUUAGUAGUGCCAAAACAGUCCGUCCGUCCGGCAUUCCAUUGUUUGUCCUAAAAUGGUCGACGAUUCGAGUGUUUAUUGAACGACGGGCUGAUGCUGUUUUUCUUGUUGUUUUUGUUGUUUGUGCCCCCACCCCACCUGAAAAAAAAAAAAAUGGUGUCCUGUUACUCAAGUGCCUGUGGGACCACGAAGAAGCAUAUUUAAGAAACAAAUCCGCAGCUGUUGCAUUACUGAUUGUUGUCGUCGGGAGGAAACCCACACAAAUCCACGUUGAAAUGUUUAAACGUUUGCUUUUGGUGCCUGUGAAUGACGUCGAAGUUGUUUUGUGUCCCGUCUGCGUGAUGAUUAUGGAACACGCCGAGAAGCCACUACUGAAGCUUCCUUGUACAUUUGACGCUUUGAAAUAUUGAUGACAAAUAAAAGUUAUUUUCUAUUUA